UUCGCCCGACAACGCGGUAUGCAAAUUGAAACUAAUUUAUUCACCCACCAUGAAAGUGACGAAAUAGCGACUAAAAGCGCAACGUAAGCGAAUCUCGGACCCAUGAUGCAAAUCAAGCGCCUCCUGUGCAAGUCCUGCGGCCUGGGCACGCUGCUGGUGGCCGUCGUCUGGCUGCUGGCGCUCCUCUUUUACUCGCACAUCCUGGGGAGAUCCAUCCAAUCUGCGGGCUGGCGGAUUGACCGAAACGCCACCCCACGGGCGGAACUGAGCUACUCGGCCAGGGUCACGACCAGAUGUACGCCAAUCGCCGCCCAGAACUCCUCGGCGCCCAAGGCUGGCCCGGGGGAGAGUGAGCCCGAGCAACUGGAGCUGUUGGGAGUGGUGCGCAACAAGCAGGACAAGUAUAUCCGGGACAUUGGCUACAAGCACCACGCCUUCAACGCUCUGGUUUCGAAUAACAUUGGGCUCUAUCGGGAGAUUCCCGACACCCGCCACAAGGUGUGCCAAAGAGAGGAGACUUCUGAGACGGAGCAACUGCCGCAGGCCUCGGUGGUCAUGUGCUUUUACAACGAGCACAAAAUGACUCUGAUGCGGUCCAUCAAGACUGUUCUGGAGCGCACGCCCAGCCACCUCUUGAGGGAGAUUAUCCUGGUGGACGAUCACAGCGAUCUUCCAGAGUUGGAGUUCCAUUUGCAUGGAGAUCUGCGUGCCCGCUUGAAGUACGACAACCUGCGAUACAUCAAGAAUGAGCAACGCGAGGGUCUCAUCCGCUCUCGGGUAAUCGGAGCCCGAGAGGCUGUCGGGGAUGUCCUCGUUUUCCUGGACUCGCACAUCGAGGUGAACCAGCAGUGGCUGGAGCCGCUGCUGCGCCUCAUUCAGGCGGAGAAUGCUACGCUGGCCGUCCCAGUCAUCGACCUGAUCAAUGCGGACACCUUUGAGUACACGCCCAGUCCCCUGGUCCGGGGAGGAUUCAACUGGGGUCUGCACUUCCGGUGGGAGAACCUGCCGGAGGGCACCCUUAAGGUACCGGAGGACUUUCGCGGUCCCUUUCGAUCGCCCACCAUGGCCGGUGGUCUGUUUGCGGUGAACAGGAAAUACUUCCAGCACCUCGGCGAGUACGACAUGGCCAUGGACAUCUGGGGUGGCGAGAACAUCGAGAUCUCCUUCCGGGCCUGGCAGUGUGGCGGCGCCAUCAAGAUCGUUCCCUGCUCCCGCGUGGGUCACAUAUUCCGGAAACGCCGUCCGUACACCUCACCCGAUGGGGCCAACACCAUGCUGAAGAACUCGCUUCGCCUCUCGCACGUCUGGAUGGAUCAGUACAAGGAGUACUACAUCAAGCACGAAAAGGUGCCCAAGGACUUUGAUUACGGGGACAUAAGCGACCGUGUAAAUCUGCGAAAGCGUCUGCAAUGCCACGACUUUGCUUGGUACUUGAAAAACGUCUACCCUGAGCUGCAUGUGCCAGGCGAGGAAUCAGCGAAGAAGUCGGCGCCAGCGCCUGUCUUUCAGCCAUGGCACUCGCGGAAGCGCAACUACGUCGACUCCUACCAGAUGCGUCUGGCAGAAACGGAACUCUGCGCCGCCGUGGUGGCACCCAAGGUGAAGGGCUUCUGGAAGAAGGGCAGCUCCCUGCAGCUCCAGCCCUGCCGGAGAACCCCCAACCAGUUGUGGUACGAGACGGAGAAGGCUGAAAUCGUGCUGGACAAGCUGCUCUGCCUGGAGGCCUCGGGCGACGCCCAAGUAACGGUCAACAAGUGCCACGAGAUGCUCGGGGAUCAGCAGUGGAGGCACACCCGCAACUCCAACAGUCCCGUCUACAACAUGGCCAAGGGCACCUGUCUCAGGGCCGCGGCUCCGGCAGUGGGCGCCCUCAUCAGCCUGGAUCUGUGCUCCAAGUCCAGUGGAUCUGGUGGUGCCUGGGACAUUGUGCAGCUCAAGAAGACGGGCGAGGAGAAGGCGGAUAAAUCGAACAAAGCGGACAAGGCUCUGUGACUGGAGGAGGACUGCCCUGCGAGCAUGUUGCAAUAUUAGACUGAUAACUUUUUAGGUGCACAGCGUAUUAUGUUUAAAUAGCCAGUAUUUUUUGCAUGAACUAUAUUAAUAAAGUAACAAAGUGUAAUUUCUG
Drosophila kikkawai is the source of this 2125-nucleotide messenger RNA. It is a transcript of the gene Pgant35A, whose product is annotated as polypeptide N-acetylgalactosaminyltransferase 35A. The record is from RefSeq and is a predicted model, not a curated record. Gene Ontology annotation, biological process: protein O-linked glycosylation; regulation of Notch signaling pathway. Gene Ontology annotation, molecular function: polypeptide N-acetylgalactosaminyltransferase activity; Notch binding. Gene Ontology annotation, cellular component: Golgi apparatus. Lineage: Eukaryota; Metazoa; Arthropoda; Insecta; Diptera; Drosophilidae.